AUGAAUCUAAAUAUACCAUAACUUCCUUAAAGUUAUGUAAAUAUGAAGCCUUUAAAUUCUCUUGAAGAAUUCACAAAAGAAACUGAAUAGAACAUAAGUUAAAUUUAUAAGUUGUAAAAAAGACUAAAUGAACAGUAAUAAUAAGUAGAUGCAUUAAUGAAAGUUGUUUCAAAUACAUAAUAGUAAUAAUAUUUGUCACAAGAUAGAUAUAAAUACACUAAUGAAAGUGAAAGACUUAAUAAUUAAUUGCUUGAUGAAAUAAAGCAUUUAAAGAGAUAACUUAAAUAAAUUGAGAAUGGUCCAAAACUUCCUUAAGCACAUUUUCUUCCUCCAUUUAUACCUUAAUAAUAACAUCCCUAUAAUUAUCAUCAACCCUAUAAUUCAAUACCAAUGCCUUAUCCAAUUCUUAAUCAAAAUCCUUAUUAUUAGUAUUACCCUUUUCAAAACAUACCUUUACAACAACCUUAAAAUGAAGAAAGAAGUUUUAGUAAAUUCUUGAAAGAUUUUGCUAAAAAAAAAGAAGAAGUAGAUUAAUUAAAUCAGAUUUUGUCACAAUUAUUAAAAAAUACAAAGAAUGAUCCAGAUAAUUAAUAAAAAAUGAAAUCUAGAAGAUAUUUAAGGGUUAAACAUAUAUCUCAAAAAGAUAAUUCAGAUUAUCAUCUUAGCAAAAGUUCUAGAUAUGAAUAAGAAUUACGUGAACCAGUAAAAAUAAAAUAAAAUAAAAAGCAUUCCAUUAAAUCAUAAGAAUAAUAACUACCAUUAUUAAAUUAAAAUUCAAAAAUUAAACUAUAACCAUUGAAAAUAAAACCAACACCAGAAAGAUUAACAAAAUUAAAAAAAAAACUCAAAUAUUGUGCUUGGAUGAUUAUAUUUUAUAAAAAUAAAUAUUAUCAAAUACUGGAAAAUAAGGCAAUUAAAAGAUUUGAAGAUUAACAUCAUUAAUAUGAUGAGCAAUUUGUAAAUAAUUAUUAUUAUAUUAGUUAUAUGCAAACGUCAUAUCAUAAUUUGUUAGAGAAGGUCAAAAACUUUCCUUAUUCAAAAAAUCAUGGGUUUUCACUGAAAAUAAAGAUGUUCCAAAUCGAAUAAAUACUUUAAUCUAAGCAGCAGAUACUUUAAUUAAGCAAUUAAUCAUUAUAACAUAAUCUAUCAAGUUUGAUAAAUAACAUUUGUCAUACAUACAAGCAUUUACUACAAAUGAAGGAUAUUUAUUUCCAUCUCAUUCAGCUUUUGUCACAUAAAGAUUAAAAUUAAAUUACAAAAGAAAAUUAAAGUACUUUAUAAGUUUUAUUUUAGAUUCACUUCUACUGAUCAAUAAAAAAUGGCUUUUAUAGAAUAUGCUUAUGUAUAAUAACUUUUAUAUGAAUCAAUAUUUUCUAUGAAUGGUUGGUAAGAAUUACUUAAACCAUUUGCAGAACCAUUAAAGCUUUUUGUUUCUCUUCUUUAAUAUUUAUUUAUAGACAAAUUCAAAAAUUUGUAGAUUAUUUCAAAAGAUAUUAAAUUUAAUGUAAUUUAUUUUUUAUUAAUAAAAUUAGAUUGAAUAAGUACCAAUUUUGGAUUUCACAAAACGUAAUGUAGCUGAUGUUAAAUUUGUUAUUAAUAAUAAAGAUCCUAAAUUUUAGAUUACUAAUAAAAUGCCUAUACUUGGAUUAUAUGAUGAGACAGUACUGAAACCUGUAAUAGAAAAUCAAGGAUUUACAAUACUUUAAAAUUAAUUUAAAAUUUAUGUUGAUUUUAUAUACUCUAAAGUAAGUUGA
This is a messenger RNA of Paramecium pentaurelia, 1754 nucleotides long. NCBI's taxonomy places the organism in Eukaryota, Ciliophora, Oligohymenophorea, Peniculida, Parameciidae. The record is from the annotation of a GenBank genome assembly.